UUUUCCUCUUCGCUGUCUGUCUGUUCUCCUCUCGACUUGGUGGGUGUUGGGUGUGUCUCCCUUGCCCUCUCGACUCUUUCUUUCUCUCUCUCUCUCCGCCCGCUCCUUUUUGCUUUAUGGUGGUGGUUUUAUAGCAAGUCCCCCAAACCUCUGUCUCUUUUCAUUUUUCUUCUUGCUUUUGGUUUAUAUCAAAACAACGCAGACACACACACACACACACACACACACAUCGGUCAUAUUUCUGUUUGAAUCAGCUUUACCCCUUUCAAACUUUCUUAUUAUGCUCUAGGAAGUUUAAAACGAAAAGCAACAGCACCAGACCACGACUUUUUUGCGCGUUUCGAUAUGAAUUUCAUCACCACCAGUAGCAGUAGCAGCAAUAGUGAUAGCAACUUUGAGUCCCACCACCACCUUCAGCAACAACAGGCCGGUUACAAUAUCAGCACUCCUAGCAGUGGCAGCAGCAACAACAACAACAACAACAACAACAGUAGCCAUAGCACUUAUCAACACGAUAACGACUCUAUCAAUACCACUAAUAAUAAUAAUACCUUUUCCUCAAUGCCAAAGCUGAAUCGCUUGUCGAUUGCGCCAACAGCAUCUGCUGACUUGCUGCCACCGGAUCAUCCGGACACAGCCGAUCCAGCCAAACGUCGUCGUAUAGAUCAAUUUCCCGAUCUCGCUCGAUCUGUCAACAACAGUAACAACACUACUCAUUACGCCCGCCCGCCAUUUUCCAUGCCUGCGCGGUUAUCUCAAAACAAUGCUCAUAGACAACAGUUGUUCCCACAGCACGCAGCGUAUUUUCACCAAGAACAACGACAACAGCAACUUCCCCAGCAUAACCACCACCAUCAUCAUCAACUUAUGCGCUCUCAAUCUUUGGCAUCCCUUCGUAGUAUUGGUAAUGAUAUCAAUGAUUCGCAGCCAAUGCUACGACAACAAUUACACGCAGCACCUCCGGCAAUCACACCUUCUUUAUCCAUGCAUACUGUCGCGGACCUUUAUCAUCGACAGCAGCAAGAACAAGGACAACAACCGCGCCAACCUCUUCCGCCACAUCCUUCUCAUCAUCCACAGCCAGCCUCCGCGCCGCUAUUGUCGCCUGCAACAGCAUCAAUCUCUCAACAACAGCCCCCAUUAUCUUCUUCGGCAUUACAAGGUGCAGCAGUAGAUGAUGACGAUUUAAUUGUCGACGAGGAAAUGACCAACAAGAACAUAUGCGUCGGCAUGAUUAAAACCGAUAUUGUUACUGUCAAGGUUCUCGAUCUGAUUAAAGACGAGCAAUACGAAGCUAUUCGUCUAGAAUCUGAAGGACGACGAGACUCAGUCAAUUAUUCAUUUACUGUAACAUCAUGUGGCAUGCCACGAAAAUUCUAUGGCUGGGUUCCUUUUGAAGAUACCAAAAUACUAGGGCCAUUGGUUGAACAUUGCUUGAUCUGGUGGGAUGCAGUCAUUCCUCGGGGUAAAGCAAAUCAUGCACGUACGCCACUCUACAUCAUCAUCUACUGUCGACCACUUCAUGUCGGUGUUGUUGCCAAAAUGUUCGAGCGCUAUUACGCGACUCUCAAGGAACCUCCUUUUUUCAAUCCUGCAUGUCGUUACAAGAACCCACACACGCAUCUCAUCCAGCAGCAACAGGAGGUCAGUAACCAACGGCUGUGGUCAGUGGGGCGUCCGGGCCGGCCGUCCAGUACCGAUCAAACUUCCAUAGAACAGACUCGGCGUGAUAUCGCUCAACUACUGGACAGUAUACCCAAUGAUGACAACGGCAAUGAUAAAGGCAGCAGCAACAACAACAACAAUGCCAGCCGCAAAAGGAAAAAGAAACGAUGGGAGGCUCUUCAACGAUCUGGGACACGCGACAAUCAGAUUGUCCUCAAUGAUGAUGAUGAUAAUGAUGACUUAGGCGUUGACGAUAAGUAUGAGAGUGGAAAUAGCAGCAGCAACGACACGGAGGAGGAUAGUGAUGAGAUGCAGGUCGACAGUGCUCAGAUCGAAGGUCUCACCGUGAGACUAAUGCCGCAUCAGUCACGAGGCGUGGAAUGGAUGAUUGGCCGGGAAGCAAAUGAGACGAGCUGUGGUGGGAUAUUAGCCGAUAUGGGACUAGGCAAAACAAUCCAGACUAUUGGUUUGGUCGCCUCAACAAUGGAUGCAGCUGCUAAACGCCCAACGCUGAUCGUUACGCCACUUGCACUUAUCCAACAAUGGGCCACUGAGAUUCGAACGAAAACCGAGAAAGGCAAGAUGUCUGUUCUUGUGUACCACGGCGCCAGCCGAUCAAAAGAUCCAGCCUUCUUUUCACAGUAUGAUGUCGUAAUCACCACGUAUCAGGUGGUCGCAUCGGAUAUGCCUAAUACAACAAAACGAGGGCGUCGGCGUAACAAUAACGGCAUCGAGGAAGACUUGAUGGAUGUGCAGACCCCAAAUGCCUCUGAAGAUUGCAUGAGUCCCGUCAGCAGUGCCCCAGGCUCACCCUCUACUCGCAAGACACAAGAGAAUAGUUCUUCUUGCUCUUCUUUGAAUGACGGCUCAACUCCAACUUUGAAGCCUGGUUACGGCCCGCUUUUCCAAAUAGAAUGGUACCGCGUUGUCUUAGAUGAAGCUCAGCAGAUCAAAAACAGAAAUACACGUUCGGCUCUGUCAUGUACUGAACUCACUGCGCAAAAACGAUGGUGUCUGACUGGAACGCCCAUGCAGAAUCAUGUGGACGAACUAUACAGUCUCUUGCGUUUCCUGCGAAUCCAGCCGCUCUGUGACUAUCAAGCAUUCAAGAAGACCAUCUCUGUUCCUAUUCAGGCGGGCCAAGGGCAGCUCGCUCUUGAACGGCUCAAGGUUGUCUUGAUGGCAGUCAUGUUGCGACGCACUAAGCAGAUCUUAAAAUCAGCGACGGAUAGCACUGCUGCUGAAGCACAACCAUCAUCAUCAUCAUCAUCAUCAUCACCAUCGCCGUCCACCGCUCCACAGGGGUCAUCGACAUGUUCCUCUACUGCUGCUACAGUAAUGGAAGGAGCAGAAAGAAUAGAAGGCAGUAACACAUCGCCAAUAUCAGCAACAUCGCCCAAUAAUACCCAAAAUGAAUUUGUUGCUGAUCCUAAAGAGGGAGCUUUUCCCAAAAAUGGUAACCUGUCCACCGAGCUGUCACUGCAGCUGCCCUCACGGAACAAGCGAGACGUUGUGCUGACAUUUAGCACAGCUGAGCGAAGGCUCUAUGAUUUCCUCAACACGAAGACCAGAAGUACAGUCGAAAAGUUGUUUCGAGCAGGCAAAGGCGAGCGCAACUAUCUCAAUAUGUUGUGCAUGCUUUUACGACUACGACAAGCGUGUGAUCACCCAAUGCUGGUGCUUAAAGCUAUGGGUAACGAUUCGGAUGCACUUGAGUUUGCAACAGGUGGUCUGUCUAAUGGCAGCAGCAGCAGCAGCAUCAGCAACAACAGCAACGGCAAUAGCAGUGGUAGUAAUGCCACUUGUAGUAGUGGCAAUGUCGGGCGUAAAGAAGCUCGAGAAGCCAGCGAGGCUGCAGCACAGCGUACCAUCAUGGCCAAGAUGGCAGUUGACUUGGGAUGGCAAGGUGUCGGGCAGGUGGGCCAGUCGGUAUUUGACAAAACCAUCAGUGUAUCUGGAGCGCCUGGGACGACAUGCGAACUCUGUGGAAAAACUAUUCCCGCCAGUAGUAGUAGUAGUAGCAGCAGCAGCAGCAGCAGCAGUGGCAGUAUUAACGGCGGAUCAUCUUAUUGUCCGACAUGCACGAAUCAGAUUGAGCAGUGCACAGUUCAGGAAGACAGCCUCAUGACAAGCAGCAAGAUCAACAAGGUUUUGGAGCUGCUGCAUGAAACGCGUCUCAAAUAUCCGCGUGAAAAGACCAUCAUUUUCUCACAGUUUACGUCCAUGCUCGAUUUGCUGGAAGAGCCACUACAGCGAUCAGGAUUCAAGUAUUGUCGAUAUGAUGGGUCCAUGUCCAACCACCUUCGAGAACGGAAUCUAGAUGCAUUGCGGACAGAUACCGAGUGCACGGUGAUGCUGAUAUCACUAAAGUGUGGUUCACUCGGCUUGAAUCUAACGGCAGCUAAUCAUGUGAUAUUGAUGGAUGUGUGGUGGAAUCCUGCGGUGGAAGAACAAGCGAUUGACCGGGUUCAUCGGAUUGGGCAAAGACUGCCUGUAAGAGUAGUCCGACUGGUGAUUGAUGGGACAAUCGAACAAAAGAUUAUCCAGCUUCAACAAAAGAAGGCACAUACUUUUUUCUUUUUGGUCCUACAAAUCCUUUGGAAACUUCUCACGAUCGCUGUAUAUCUCAUCCGCUCUCUUUGUUAAUCUCUCUCUUUCUAUUAGGCACAAAUGGUGCAAGGUGCUCUAGGUGAUGGCAUGAUCAAGAACUCCAAGCUGACAAUGCGUGAAAUCCGGACUCUGUUCGAUUUGUGAUAGUGAUCUCUUGCUUAUACAUACUUAUACAUAUAUAAACAUACACAGUACCCAUCAAAAUAAAAGUAUAGCCUCAAUGCCUUUCAUCUUCU
Molecule: messenger RNA, 4511 nt
Organism: Zychaea mexicana
Lineage: Eukaryota; Fungi; Mucoromycota; Mucoromycetes; Mucorales; Lichtheimiaceae
Product: SNF2 family N-terminal domain-containing protein
Exons: 10
Coding region: 346-4311 (1321 amino acids)
Cellular component (GO): cytoplasm
Molecular function (GO): ATP binding; ATP-dependent chromatin remodeler activity
Source: RefSeq, a predicted model, not a curated record